Messenger RNA from Dicentrarchus labrax (European seabass), 9040 nucleotides. It is a transcript of the gene tecta, whose product is annotated as tectorin alpha. The coding region runs from base 373 to 6969 and encodes 2198 amino acids. NCBI's taxonomy places the organism in Eukaryota, Metazoa, Chordata, Actinopteri, Moronidae. The record is from RefSeq and is a predicted model, not a curated record. The transcript has 24 exons. Gene Ontology annotation, biological process: cell-matrix adhesion. Gene Ontology annotation, molecular function: protein binding.
UGCACCUGCUUUACGCAAAGCUCCUUUCACAGCUUCAACAGGUGCUUUUCAAUCUCCACUUUUCUCCUCCUGAGGACAUCACCAUUUAAAAAACCCAACACAAACCUUUGGAUUGUUGUUGCUUCUGCUGGUAAUCCUGUGGAGCUGGACUUAGACAGGAGUUGCUCUUCUAUCUGGGCAUCCUGCUCCUCUACAUACCCUCUUCUCUUGUCAUCACUUCAGCAACUAUCACCUCCACUGCUGCCUCGUUUUACUCCCUCCAUCACCACCACCUCCACUCUCUGGAUGGUCCUCUGCCGGAUGAGACACUGCUGUGUGGAGGUUGCCAGGUUAGACUAUUGAGGUGCUAGAUGUCCAUCUUCUGAAGGCAGAAUGGUCAGGCCAGGCUGUCCAGUCAUUCUGCUCCACCUCUUCAGCAUCUUAGUACAAACAGGAGGUAGUAGGACUCAGGACAUCAUGUAUCCGUAUGGACCCGGCCAUAGGGAUCUAGAGACCCCCAAGAUGGAUGAUGGGAGUUCUCCUGAAGUUAUUUUGCUCAUGCCCUUCGUUUUCUUCAAUAUCCCCUACCGUUCCAUCUAUGUCAACAACAACGGUGUGGUCUCCUUCAACGUGCAGGUUAGCCAGUUCACACCAGAGGCUUUUCCCCUGAGUGACAGCAGAUCAUUCAUUGCUCCACUUUGGGCAGAUGUGCACAACGGCAUCCGGGGAGAUGUGUUCUACAGAGAGUCCAUUGAACCGGAAAUACUGGAAAGGGCAACACAAGAUGUCCGGAAAUACUUCAAAAACAUGCCCACCUUCACAGCCGCCUGGGUCUUUAUUGCAACGUGGCACCAAGUCACCUUCUACGGAGGAAGCCAGACAACCCCGGUGAACACAUUCCAAAGUGUACUAAUCUCAGAUGGCGUGGCGUCCUUCAGUAUGUUCAACUAUGGAGAAAUCACAUGGAGCACAGGAACAGCCAGUGGUGGAGAUCCUUUAACAGGACUGGGUGGGACGACAGCUCAGUCAGGUUUUAACGGUGGAGACAUUGGUCACUUCUUCAACCUGCCGGGAUCACGUUCAAAUGAUGUAGUGAACAUUGAACAGACAACCAAUGUAAAUAUCCCUGGGCGCUGGUUCUUCCGCAUAGACACCGAACUGAUAGAUCCUGCCAAUGGCUGCAGCUACAAUGGGCGUUAUUACAGACGAGGGGAAAUCUUUUGGCUGUCUGACCAGUGUUCACAGCGAUGCCGCUGCCUGGACAUUGACAACGAGGUGCACUGCCAAGAGGCUCCGUGCGGGCAGCUGGAGACCUGCGAGCAGCAGGAAGGGGCUUUUUACUGCCAGCCGACCCGCACCAGCACUUGUGUGGUAUUUGGUGAUCCUCAUUACCACACCUUCGAUGGCUUCCUCUAUCACUUCCAGGGAACCUGCUCCUACCUGCUGGCUCGGCCUUGCUGGGAGGUUGCGGGGUUGCCAUUCUUCAGUGUGGAGGCUAAAAAUGAGAACCGUGGGGUUGCUUCUGUUUCUUGGCUUAGAGAUGUCACAGUGGAGGUGUAUGGUCACAGAGUCAUGUUACCCAAAGGCAGUCUUGGAACAGCCCAGGUGGAUGGCUUGAUGAAGACUUUACCGGUCCAACUAGAGCUAGGUGCUGUCAAGGUGUACCAGUCUGGAGUUGCAGUUGCUUUAGAAACAGACUUUGGACUCUUGGUAACCUAUGACGGCCAACACUACGCAUCCAUCUCCCUACCCAGCUCCUACUUUAACAACACUUGUGGCCUUUGCGGUAACUAUAACGAUGACCCCGCUGAUGACCCUGUGCUUCCUGACGGCUCUCUAGCAGAAAGCGUAGUGGAGUUAGGGGGCAGCUGGCGUGCAGAGGACACAGACUGGAGGUGUACAGAUGGCUGCGCCCAGAACUGCAGUGUAUGUGACCCUCUUACAGAAGCCUUCUACUUUCGCUCAGACUACUGCGGGCUCAUCAACAAAACCGACGGACCUUUUAGGGACUGCAGAGCCGUAGUGGACCCUACAGCCUUUGUGUAUAGCUGUGUGUAUGACAUGUGCAGCAACAGGGAUAAUAUCACCACACUCUGCCAGGCCAUCCAGGCCUAUGCUCUGGCCUGUCAGGCCCUCGGUGUCACGAUACGACCCUGGAGAUCUCGCACCUUCUGCGCUUUGACAUGUCCGGAGUUCAGCCACUACCAAGUGUGCACAAGUGCCUGCCCAGCCUCCUGCUCGGACCUCACCGCUCCGCUGUAUUGUGCUCAUCCUUGCACUGAGGGCUGCCAGUGUAACCAAGGCUAUGUUCUCAGCGGCAGCCGUUGUGUACAGCGUGAAGACUGUGGCUGUGAGCAUAACGGCCUGUAUUACCCCCUUAAUAACACUUUCUGGGCAGGCCCCAGCGGUGAAGAAGGUGAAUGUACCCUCCGCUGCAACUGUGGGCCUGCUGGGGAAGUCUCCUGUUUCAACGAGUCCUGUAAGGAGGGUGAGGUGUGUGUGGCAGAGGUGGGCUUGCUGGGUUGCUACCCUCGGAGGGAGGGAGUGUGCUCAAUCACCCAGAACUCAGUCACAUCCUCCUUUGAUGGCACCUUCCUGAUGUUCCCAGAUGACAGCUCCUACUACUUGCUGAAGCUGUGUGGUCCAGUGCCAGCUAAUGGCUCAGUAGUAGAGGUGAAGAUGGGUAGGCGGAUGAUGAACAAAGGCCCCUCAUGGAAAAGACCUGUAGUUGUUACAGUGGCUAACCUUGAAGCUCAGAUGGGAGGGACAGAUUUUGAUAUAGUAAAGGUGAAUGGUGAACCAGUGGGGCUUCCAUAUGUCCAUCCAAUGGAGACAAUGAUGAUCUACAGAGCACCGGGCAAUGCUACAGUGGUGGAGUCCCGUGGUCUGCUUCGUGUCCACUACACACGCCAGGGAUCCCUCAACAUCUCCCUCUCCACCAUCUUCUACAAUGUUACAUGCGGCCUAUGUGGUGUCUUCAAUAGUAACUCCACUGAUGACCUUCGCCUUCCAAAUGGACGCCUGGCGGAGUCUACUGAACAGUUCACAGAGGGCUGGAGGUCCAUUGCUGACGACCUCACCUGUAAUGGUGACUGUGAUGACCUGUAUCGAAUGUGCACGGACUUGCGUCUCUACCAGAGUCCUUGGAUGUGUGGCAACAUCAAUGACCCGGGGAAUAGUUCAUUUCUGGCCUGUCAUGCAGUGGUCAACCCCUCACCAUUCUUCAGGAACUGCUUGUAUAACAUGUGUGUAAGGGAAGGGAAUCGUUCAGCCCUGUGUUCUUCGCUGCAGGCUUAUGCCACCGCAUGUCAGGAUGCUCAAGUAGGCCUCGCUUCCUGGAGGAGUGCCACCAACUGUCCUCUUCCCUGUCCGGAGAACAGUCAUUUUGAUGAGUGCACCAGCGCCUGCCCUCUGACCUGUGCCAACUUGGAUGAACCUGACGAGCCGUGCCCUCUGCCAUGCCAGGAGGGGUGUCAGUGCGAGGAAGGCUUUGCGCUGCGCGACGGCCUGUGUGUGGCGCGCAGUGAUUGUGGCUGCAUAAGCCACGGGCGCCAGCUGGCCACUAAUCAGACUUUCUGGACAGACUGGGAGUGCCAGGAGCGCUGCUACUGCAAUGGCUCUGACAACAGUGUAUACUGUCAGCUCGCACCCUGUCACCCUGAGGAGUACUGCCAGGAGAAUGAAGGCCUGUAUUUCUGCCAGCCGCGCACUGAGGCCCUGUGUGUGGCGGCUGGUUAUGGACAUUUUCUGCCAUUUGGUGGCGUACCAUUUGAGCUGCAGAGCUCUUGUACUCUUAGGAUGGCCACCACCAACUGUGGGAGAGAGAGCAGGGACCACGCAACCGUCUCUCGAGCUUUCCCUCUAUUUAAACUGGCCGCUCGUAAUGAGGAAAGGGACACAGGCCAGGCAAUUUGGGUGAGGGGGUUUGUACUGGAGGUGUACGAGUAUGAGAUUGAAGUGUCUCGAAGCUACAAAAACACUGUCACGGUGAAUAAGGAGCGUUUGUACCUUCCUCUGAAGCUGGGUCCUGGGAAGGUCAGCAUCUUCAACUUGGGCAUGCAGCUCAUACUGGAGACAGAUUUUGGCCUGAAGGUGGCCUUCGACUGGAACACUCUGCUCCUGUUGACUUUGCCCCGCGACCUCUACAACGCCUCCUGCGGCCUCUGCCAGGGCGUGCCCUUAUCCCCACCCACCCUCACCACGACUGACUGGGGCAUGGCCUGGGCAGAGAGGGACACCUUCUGCCAGGUGGGCUGCGGAGACUCCUGCCCACGCUGUGGCAUGGGAGAGAAAAGCGUGCUAAAUGACGUCCCUCUCAUGGUGGCUGAUGCCAACACGAACAUCGGCACAGACGACGGAGCAAAUGAAGUCAACACAGGCAUUCGUUUCCACAUUGGAGAUGGACUGUAUGUGUUUGUGGAGCCUGAGGCAGUGAGGCUGUGUGGGCUAAUUGUGGAUCGAGGAGGUGUGUUUGCGCGUUGUCACAGUAAGGUGGCGCCAGCGUUCUUUUAUCAAAGCUGCCUGCAAGACACCUGUUUGGACCAGGGAGCUCAGGAUACAAUCUGUAACUGGCUGCAGAUAUAUGCCAGCACCUGUCAGACCCAAGGAGUGCCUGUUACCGGCUGGAGGAGUGACACACCGUGUGUCCAGAGCUGUCCACCUAACAGCCAUUACUCCAGUUGUGUGUCGGUUUGCCCGCCCCAGUGCGCCCCAGCCCGCGGCCAGAGGGACUGCAGCCAGGACUGUGUGGAGGGCUGCCAGUGUGACCAGGGCUACGUGCUCAAUGGCAAGAACUGCAUCCUGCCUCAAAACUGUGGCUGCUACACUGAUGGCAAGUACUAUGAGCCCAAACAGCUGUUCUGGAACAGUGACUGUACCAAACGCUGCCAGUGCAUUGGACGGAACCUGAUCCAGUGCGACCCGAGGCGCUGUAAGGCAGAGGAAGAGUGCACCCUCCGGUAUGGCGUGCGAGGCUGCUUUGCGCGGCGAUCCCAGCACUGUGUGGCCUCUGGCGGUGGGGUUUUCAGGACCUUCGAUGGCGCAUCGCUGCGACUCCCGGCCUCCUGCUCCUUCGUCUUGUCCACAAACUGUCACAAGCUGCCUGACCUUUCCUUCCAGCUCAUCGCUAACUUUGAUAAAUGGAGCACACCCAACCUCACCACCAUCUCUCAUGUCUACCUUUACAUCAAUGAGGAGAACAUACUUAUAUCUGGCAGCACUGUCAAGGUCAAUGGUACACCAGUAUCAGUACCAUUUCUAACUGGGCUGAUGACACGUCUGUCCUCAUCCGAAGGUUUCAUAGUCAUCGACACACCCCAGGACAUCCAGGUCCGAUACAACCACUUUAACACCCUUAGUAUCACAAUGGGCCAGCGGCUUCAGAACAAGGUGUGUGGCCUCUGUGGGAAUUUCAACGGGGACCCCAGUGACGACUACAUCACCUCCAGGGGCAAACCGGCUGUUAGCGCGCUGGAGCUGGCCCAGAGCUGGAAGACCAACGGUAUGCAGAACAGCUGUGACGAAACCCAGUACGUGGCUCUGGCUCAGUCCUGUGACAACUCGGCGGUGGCGGCGCUGCAAGGUGAAGAUGCCUGUCAGAAGCUCACCCAGCUGAAGGGCUUCUUCCAGCCUUGCCACGGCCUGCUGGAUCCCCGGCCCUUCUACCAGUCCUGCUACCUGGACGGCUGCUACAAUCACCGCAAGGCUCAGGUCUGUGGCUCGCUGGCAGCCUAUGCAGAGGCCUGCCGCUCCCUGGGCACCCUCACCACCAAGUGGAUCACCCAAGAGAACUGCUCAGAAUGGAUCUACGACCCCUGUGCAGGAGAGAUCUGCACAAACUUCACCUGUGAGCUGGAGAACGGAGGCGACCUGUGUGGCUGUCCAGAGUUACCCACCACCACUGGAGGUGAGGAUGACAUCAUCCAGGCGGAGGUGACCUGUAAGCACGCUCAGAUGGAGGUUUCCAUCUCCAAGUGUAAACUCUUCCAGCUGGGCUUCGAACGGGAGGACGUGAGGAUCAACGAUGAGCACUGCGCCGGCAUCGAGGGAGAGGACUUCAUCUCCUUCCUCAUCAACAACACUAAGGGGCACUGCGGCUCCAUCGUACAGUCGAAUGGCACACACAUCAUGUAUAAGAACACUGUAUGGAUUGAGAGCGUCAACAACACCGGGAACGUCAUCACCAGAGACAAGACCAUCAAUGUGGAGUUCUCCUGCGCCUACGAGCUGGACCUGAAGAUCUCGCUGGAGACUGUCCUCAAACCAAUGCUCAGCGUGAUAAACCUCACCUUACCGACCCAGGAAGGAAACUUCAUCACCAAGAUGGCUCUAUAUAAGAACUCCUCGUACCGCCAUCCAUACAGGGAGGGGGAGGUGGUGCUCAGCACACGGGACAUCCUCUUCGUGGGCGUCUUUGUGGAGGGGGCAGAUGAAAACCAGCUCAUCCUCAUAGUUAACAUGUGCUGGGCAACGCCGACCCGCUACAGCAGCGACCGACUCCGCUACAUCAUCAUAGAGCGAGGGUGUCCCAACAUUAAGGACAACACCAUCGGCAUGGCGGAGAACGGCGUGUCGCUCACCUGUCGCUUCCACGUCACCGUCUUCAAGUUCAUCGGGGAUUAUGAUGAGGUCCACCUCCACUGUGACGUUUCCCUGUGCGACUCCGAGACCAACGCCUGCAAAGUGAACUGUCCACACAAGAGAAGAAUGUACUCGGAGGACAGCGACCACAAAGAGCAUAUACUGAGUGUGGGACCCAUAAGAAGGAGAGAGUCCGACUGGUGCGAGGAUAGCAACGGAGGCUGCGAGCAGAUCUGCACCAGUAAGACGACCGGACCGGUCUGCAGUUGUGUGACUGGGAUGCUGCAGCGAGAUGGGAAAAGCUGCCGGACUGUGAGCUCGAGCUGUAACCUGACGCCUGCGGUUUCUCUGCUGAGCGUCAGCGCUGUGAUCUCCAUGCUCCUGGCUCGUAUUCAUACUCUCCUCUCCUAACACCCUGUGAGCAAAGCGAGUCAACAAAUGAAAAAAUAUGCAAACACAGAACACUUGAAAAUGCACAAAGAAACAGAGUUGAUUAGCCAGUAGAUCAGCUGUGUACCAGACAAUCUAGACAGAAUACGUUCACACUAUUACUGAUGCAACUGAAGGUACGUUACCAAACAGGAAAAGUAAGUCAGCUUUCUAGACAUGUGGACAAGUGAUCCUUCCGAAACUCUUAGGUUUCACCCCUCCACUUCACAUUGUGUAAUUCACCUCCACCUCCUGCAUUAUUCACAUAUAUCAGGACGCCUCACUGUGUGUUUUCAUUCACUUAAAGCCACUACAUGCGUAUAUUUUUAAUGCAAUUAUAACAUUUAUCAAAUGUCUGCCACAGUAUCUUUCAAUGUCAGACUUUUUCCAAUUGUACACAUAUGGGGUAUGGCCAAAGUUGGUCAGCUAGUUAACUAACAUUUUGAUAACAUUAGCUAACAAUUGAUGUAGAUCAUCAGCAUACAUAAAAAUGCACGACAUGACAGCUUCUCCAGAAGUGAAGCCAAAACAUCUCUUUCGCCCCCUGGUGGUGACUGCUGUAUAGGUCUUAAAGCCCACUGCUUCCAUGUUUGCAGAAUGGCCAAACUUAAAUUUGUCAAAGUACAUAUUAAAUAACUUUUUCCCAAAGAUGUUCUGCCAUUUUAGAUCAAGUGUUAAUUUUGCUGAUAAGUUUGGUUUUAAUUAGUUAUUUGAAGCUAUAAAAAGGGCAUUUCACGUCAUGAUUGACAGCUGAGCCCUGAGUCAGUUUGGCGUAUGGGCGAGACUUUGAUACUGCGGCGCCAACCCCGAUCACUACUGCACAGACUCUGGCUCCAAAUGACGUCACUGGCACAAGAUGGCAGCAGCUGUAUCCGGGAUAUUUUGGCUUCAUUUUUAUAUAGUGGGAGGAAUUGGAGACAUGAAGUCCAUCUUUUAUAUGUUGAUGAUGUAGAUUAGAUAGUUAGCAAGUGUUUUGAUAACAUCCAGCCAGUUAGCUUAAGAUGUGAAUAUGACACAUUUUUCCAUUCAUCAGCUAAGAUCCAAUCACAAUUCAAGCCAGACCACCUCCACAUGUGUCUGGCCGAUCUCUGGUAGCGUUAACUUGCAUUAACACUAUUUUACCUUAUCAAGAUAAGAGACCCAGAUACAGAUCAUAUGUUGAUGCACAUGGGCUUUAUGGGUCUGGAAUUAAAAAUUGCAUGGAUAUAAAUUCUCUGUCUGACAGUAGAUCUACUGGCUAGCUUUAACCACAGUAGAGCUGAUCUUUUUUGACCUCCAGAUCAACUAAUGUAAUCAGUGUUUAUCCCUCUAAACCAACUAAAUGUACACCAGCUUGUGGCUGCAGAAAGGUGAUUUUAAGAAGAAAACUGGAUGAUCUAUUUUGUGAUGGUGGAAGAGUACAUUGUAAAUGGGUGGCCCACAUUUAUCUUGGAUGUCACAGUGGAGUUUAUGAAUGAAGUAAGUAUUUAUGUGUGAGGAGAGCACCUUGUGAAAUGAAUACUCGUAUAUAUUUCACUCAAAUUUUGGUCUCAUAGAUUAGCGUCCAGGUUGUGUUUCGGCUGUAAGAUAUGCAAUCAGUUUGUGCCAGUCAAACAUUUCACUUCUAUCAUUUCUUGUCUUAAUCAGUUAUAGUGUUGUAACACUCCUGCCAUAAAUAUUGACUGAUUAUUGAUUCAGAACAGUUUGCAUUUUAGGAAAGAUAUGUGACGACGUACUGUAAUACUGUUAAUAGAGUAAGGUUCUCCAAGUACGGUCCCUGGUCAAUGUAUUCUAUUUGGCACCUUAUGCGUUAUAAAUGUCAAUACAUGUCACCACACAACUUAUGUAAACCUUCAGUGUUCUUUACUGAAGCCAAUUGUAAUUCUCAGUUUUUGGUUAGUUAUGCAGUCAGUAGCAGUUUUUCAUAGGUAGACUUGUUUUGCUACCUUCUAUGUACAAAUGUACAGUCCUUGUCAGUUUGGUGGUGAAUGUCAUAACUUUGUUUUAAUAAUCAGUUUCUUUUUUUGAUGUUUAAAAACAUGACCAAAAGAUGUUUUAUUAUUUGAGAGCAGCA